UUGUCAAGACUGGAGGACAUGCGGGCUUGCGUACACAAGAUUAACUCAAAAUUGAAUCGUAGAAAACUUUACGAAUAUAAAAUCAAAAUUUGCAUGAAUAAUUUAGUUUGAGUUGAUCGUGAACCGAUUCAAGUAAAAUUGUAAAUUUGAGUGCAAAACGAAAUGACAAAAUACUUUGUGAAUACAAUCGCCAAUAGAAACGAUUACACGCCACGUUACUAUUCGUCAUAUUUGCCGACCUACUACAAUAGUUACUACAGUCCAUACUAUAGUUCAUUGUAUCGAUAUCCAUCAAGCUAUAUAUCUAGCAUUAAUCGUCCGUAUAGAUACAACAUUGACAACAACUUGGACAUCCCUGAUUACAAAUACAGAUAUUACACAACAUUUACACCAAGAACAGUUCCCCCAGUUUGGUCGCAAGCCGACAGAUAUUCUUUUGUUCAUGGUUUGACGUUCAGGGAGGCUGCAGCAGACAUUCGUUACUCGACCAGUAAAGUAUUGGAAGAUAUUCGAUCCCCUCGUUCAGGUAGUGUGCCACGUUGCACACGCGCUCCAAGUGUCGACACUGACGGUAAUUGGUUGGAUUCGGUUUGCCAUACGCGAAGAGCUGUGAGUCGGGGCAGAUUGAGCCAACCUCCCUCAUACCACAACAUUUCGAAAUGCAUAGUCUAUUAGUGUCUCUGGUUGUGACCCAAAAUAAUGAGACUUUUCAAUUAAAUAGCUACAUCGAUAUGAGAUGAACAGAAAACGCUCAUUGCACCAACGUACAUAGAACACUUCGCGAAACUGUCAACUUCGGGGACCAUUGGCAUUUUUGCAAGAAAAUGCAACUUGACGAAAAAAUAUUAUUUUUUUCAAGUUGUAUUUUCCAUAUGAAAAUGCCAAUAGGCCCAGAAGUUGACAGCUCGUGAAGUGCUCUGUAUUCGCUUAAUAUGUACGCAUAUCAUUAUAUACUCGCUUGUGUGUUUUUUCCCGAUUUUAAAAGCGAACAAAAUUAAGAGCGAAUGCGCUACACGUGCAAAGAUUUAUAAUUAUGAAAUAUUAAAACGCAUCGUUAACUGA
This is a messenger RNA of Bradysia coprophila, 1062 nucleotides long. RefSeq lists its product as uncharacterized. The record is from RefSeq and is a predicted model, not a curated record. NCBI's taxonomy places the organism in Eukaryota, Metazoa, Arthropoda, Insecta, Diptera, Sciaridae.